UUAUUGUAUUUUUGUGUAGUGCUACUUUGGUUGUUUUUUGCUUUGGUUUGACAUCUGCAGAACAAAUCCUGCUAGGAUUCGAAGUUUUGAUCCAAGUUCCAACAGGUUUGUAACACUUUGGUCUCAGUCCUAUAUAAUCACCUAGCAAGCAACCUUGAUAGUACCACUGAGCAGUAAUAUUACAUAGUUAAACUUUUUUUGGCUGUUUUCUGAGCAAUAAUGGGAGUCAAGGGCACGAGCAUUGGUGCUGUUUUCUUUGUUAUUGCAUCUGCUUUGCUGCUCCUUUCUCCCUCACCAUCCGCUGAUGCUAGUCCUCUCCUGAGUGCCUGCCGUUUUGAUCAGGUGUACCAACUUGGGGACUCCAUAUCAGACACUGGGAAUUUGAUCAGGGAAUCUCCACUUGGAGCCGCUUUACCUUUCGCCAGAAACCCCUACGGUCAGACCUUCUCCCACCACAAAGCCACCGGCCGUUGCUCUGAUGGACUUCUUAUGAUUGACUACAUUGCCCAGGCGCUGGGUCUACCUCUUCUGAAUCCGAUCAAGGAUACAAAGGCGAAUUUUGAGCAUGGAGCAAAUUUUGCCGUAGCCGGUGCUACGACACUAUCAUCAGCUGUUCUCGCUCGUCAUCAUGUUAGAAAUCCAGCGACCAACAGUUCCCUUGACGUACAGCUUCAGUGGAUGAACGAUCACUUUCACAAAUUUUGUCACAACGAUUGUGAAAGGAAGCUUCAAAAAGCUCUAUUUAUGGUGGGUGAAAUCGGAGGCAACGAUUAUAAUUAUGCAUUCCUUCAGUACUUUGAUGAGGCUAGAGAUACGCUUAGAAUUCAAGAGUUGGUACCUCUAGUUGUUGCCAAAAUUAAGCAUGCUGUUGAGAAAGUCAUUAGUUUUGGAGCAAGGACAAUAGUGGUUCCUGGGAACUUUCCAAUGGGAUGUCUGCCAAUUUAUCUUACAAAGUUUGGGCUAGAAAGCGAGGUAGACGAGUUCGACGAGAAUCAUUGCAUAUGGCUAUUGAACAGCUUUGCAACUUUCCACAAUAAUCACCUGAAGAAGGCGAUUGCUGAGCUGCAAGACAAGUACCCUUAUGUAACAAUCGUCUAUGGAGACUACUACGCUGCAUAUGAACAGCUUCUCAAACUAGGUGAAACUAAAGGUUUUGAGCUGCACAAAGCUUGUUGUGGAGUUGGAGGGCAGUACAACUUCAAUGAGACGCGAAUGUGUGGAUUUCCAGGCGUUAAGGCUUGCCGUGAUCCCGAAAGAUACGUCAGCUGGGAUGGAAUUCAUUUAACACAGGAGGCUUACCGCAUGAUAGUGGAUUGGUUGCAAGCUGAUCUUUUCUGGAAAUUGCGUUGCCAUCAUUGAACAAGUCUUAUCAACUUUAUUAUUAUGUUCUUCAAGCUCCUGCAGUAGCAGUACUUUUGAGUCUGAGUUUGCUUUUUCAGUCCAGUAGCUUAUAGUUUGGUUUUAGUUAAUGGGAAGCUCUUGUGUGACUAAUUUCGUCACCAAAUGUUUGAGCACUUACUUUUAUAUGAAACUUUUUCAGUUUUUAUCA
Messenger RNA from Coffea arabica (coffee), 1549 nucleotides. Its product is annotated as GDSL esterase/lipase At5g03980-like. Gene Ontology annotation, molecular function: hydrolase activity, acting on ester bonds. NCBI's taxonomy places the organism in Eukaryota, Viridiplantae, Streptophyta, Magnoliopsida, Gentianales, Rubiaceae. The record is from RefSeq and is a predicted model, not a curated record.